This is a messenger RNA of Aspergillus steynii IBT 23096, 357 nucleotides long. RefSeq lists its product as uncharacterized. The record is from RefSeq and is a predicted model, not a curated record. NCBI's taxonomy places the organism in Eukaryota, Fungi, Ascomycota, Eurotiomycetes, Eurotiales, Aspergillaceae. The transcript is spliced from 5 exons. Bases 1 to 357 code for a protein of 118 amino acids.
AUGGGUGACGACAAAAAGCUGCAAGAGCAAGUCUUUUACUCGCGUGGGAUAAUCAUUGCCAUCAUGGGUUAUUUCUUCAGUCUGAACAAGGAUAAAGAGUCAACCCUCAGCGUCAAGGAGUAUGUCGAAAGCAACAUGGCCGACGACCCGAAAUUAAAGGCUUUAGAUCUGCACAAGGAGUUCAAAGACCUUGAUCUAAAUAGAGACAACAAGGUCGAUCUUGCCGGUGAGCACCUUCGACUGAAAAUGGCUCGCCUUGAAUUCCUCGUUGCGUUUUUCAAAGAAGACGCCGAGGACAAUUACAGUGAUGCCCUUAUAUUUAAGGAGGCUCGAGACCACGUUGGAGUGCUCGAAUAA